Molecule: messenger RNA, 1911 nt
Organism: Cylicocyclus nassatus
Lineage: Eukaryota; Metazoa; Nematoda; Chromadorea; Rhabditida; Strongylidae
Source: the annotation of a GenBank genome assembly
AUGGCGAAAAUUCCUCUUGCAGAUAAAUUAAAGGCACAGACAGUUUUUGAAAAACUGCCUAAUGUUCCUCGUGAAAAAAAGGAGAUCAACAAACCUUACACAAAUUCAUACAACUUCAAUAGAAACUUCAUGAAUCAGUGGACAAACGCUGCCUCCAAUGGCGGCGUUUAUCCUUCGUUCAGUGAUUCCAUGCGCUAUAUGUACAACUUGCAGAUGUAUGAUAAGGCGAACGGAACGAGCCACGCUAAUGAGUUCGGAAGUAUUCUUGCAUCAAAUAUGCGAAAUCCGAACAAUAGUAUGUACAAUCCGUAUUAUGUGGGCGGUACUAACAAUACCAUCCGCGAUAAUCUUGCUUCGCUCGGCUUUGAAGUGCCUGAAAACAUUACCAAAGACUAUAUCGAUGCGCUUGAUAAGUACGUUGAUUAUAGCGCUGUAUCUUACGGCAUCAACAAUGCGCCCAACGGAACCGGAAAUGCUAAUCAGAAGUUGGCGUAUAAUAUCUAUCAGCUCCGCAAGGAUGAAGCCGAUACGGUGAAAGCGGAAGAAGAACUAUCCAGCUUGCAGAACUAUAUUAAACUGUGGGUGAAGCAGGGCUAUUCCGACAACGAUAUUCGCAAUAAGGCCGCUAUGCUCGUUGGAAAUGAUAGCGGUUUCUCCACUCUUAAAAAGAUGGACGAAAACCUUGCGAACAGAACGCCCGUUUCUCUGAAUCGUUCUGUAAAAUACAGCGCUGACAGUAUCAAUGGCUUUAUCUGGAACGCUCGUAAUAACGCAAAUGACGUGAAUCUUGAUUCUGCCAUCAUGAAUUAUUCUGUUGGAUAUGGCAAUAUUUACCAUAUGAACUCCAAGAGUGAAGCUGCUCUUGAUCCCACCAACAGGGAAACGUAUAACCCGUAUGGGCACGGAUACGCUGUAGGUUCUGCGGCAAAUCUCGCUGUAAAGUAUGGUGUUGAUAAGUUCGAUAGAAAGUGGCUUGAAACGAAUUCCAGCCUUUUGAAAGGCACAGACAAACAGCGCAAUGAUUAUCUCAACGCGCAGACUUAUGUGGAAAUGUCCGAACAGGCAGAGGCAGAGCUUACCAAGCUGAAAGAGUGGGCGAAGGACAGAAUUUCCAAAGGCGCUGACCCGGACAACGUUUACAAUGAGCUUAUCAGCUAUGAGUAUGACCCGUUCACGCAAAAGUAUUCCGAGAAGUCCAAGCUGGAUACGGAAUAUCCCACGCUUGCUAAGAUGGAAAAAGCCCGUUCCAUUGGCGAUUAUGAGGAUAUGGCGACCUUGCGAACGGUAUUGCCGAAGAAGAUGAGAAGGAAGAAAAAAAAGAUUUCUGCUCCUUCUGACAAGCGUUCUGAAAUUCCAGCAAAAGAAUCUGCUCCUUCUGCCAAAGAGCCUGUAAGACCGUAUUUUGAGGGCGUUGAUGUAAUUUCUUCUGCUGAUGCUGGAUACGGUGAAAGCUCUGGUGGCAUGAGCUCUGGAAGUUCUGGAAGUAGAAGUUCCGGAAGCUAUGCAAGAGGAAACAGCGGAGCAACCAUUGCAGACGAACCCUAUUUCUCUAUCCCUCAGUAUGAGAAGAUGGGCGUGAAAGACAAGGCUGGUUUUGUUGAUGAUGUGAUGGCGUUGCUGAAUGGCAGGAACACCGAAGAUGUAUCCGAAGAAGCAAGGAACUUCUAUGAGAAGUAUGGCGUUCUUUUUGAGGGCGAACGUAGCUAUACCGCAACCGAUUACGGAACAAAAGCCGAAAUUACUUAUGAUGCUCGUAAAGAGGAUACGGUAAAAAAUACUUAUAUCGGCGGCGAGUAUAUUUCUGGCACGAAAUUGAAGGAAGAUUACAUUGGCGAUACCAUGUAUUCCGCGCUUUCGACUGCCGAGGAUGCGCUUUCCGAUGGCAAAAAUGUCCAUGCGCGAUUUCGUUAA